AUGGAUGAUACAAGUGUUGAAACAAACUUGUUGCAUGAGAAUGAAAACGAAAACCCAACUAAAGAAAAGGAUGAUGAAAUAGAGAAUGUGUUUACUGAGGAAAUCAAUGAUAGACAAUUGGCACUUUUGGAAAGUAGUGUUGAUAAUAAUCUGGAAGAUGAUAGUCAACCGAAAGCACUUCACUACCCGGAUGACUCUUUUGUGUCAGAGCUAAAUGCCACAGAUGAUGUGGAUGAUGAUUCUCUUGGUGAUAGAUGGUCAGAUGGAGAGAAAGAAGUUGUUGGUUUAGCCAAAAACGCGCAAGGGGAGUUUACAGUUAAAACCAAGUGUGGCCGAAAAUCCAAAGAGGAGAGAGCUAAGUUCCUGGAAGGUAAAGAGUUACAGCGUUUACUUCGCCUUCAAUAA
Oldenlandia corymbosa var. corymbosa is the source of this 405-nucleotide messenger RNA. The record is from the annotation of a GenBank genome assembly. NCBI's taxonomy places the organism in Eukaryota, Viridiplantae, Streptophyta, Magnoliopsida, Gentianales, Rubiaceae.